Messenger RNA from Aspergillus calidoustus, 1170 nucleotides. Lineage: Eukaryota; Fungi; Ascomycota; Eurotiomycetes; Eurotiales; Aspergillaceae. The record is from the annotation of a GenBank genome assembly.
AUGGCGCUCGACAACUACUAUCGCAAUAAGAUUGAGAGCAUGAAGCUGGAGAUUAUUCAGGGGCAGGCUGUACUACGAAGACUCGAAGCACAACGCAAUGACUAUAACUCGAGAGUGCGGCUCUUGCGAGAGGAGCUUGGCUUACUUCAACAACCCGGCUCAUAUGUGGGAGAGGUGGUGAAGGUCAUGAGCACAAAGAAGGUUCUUGUGAAAGUACAUCCAGAAGGAAAAUACGUUGUCGAUAUUGCGGAUGGCGUCGACAUCACCAAGCUGACCGUCGGCAAGCGUGUUGCUCUGCUGUCCGACUCGUACAAACUCGAAAAGAUGCUGCCAUCAUCUGUAGACCCAUUGGUCUCACUCAUGAUGGUUGAAAAAGUUCCGGAUAGUACAUACGACAUGAUUGGUGGUCUCGAUCAACAAAUCAAGGAAAUCAAGGAGGUUAUUGAGCUUGGCCUGAAGCAUCCUGAGCUGUUUGAAUCUCUCGGUAUCGCACAACCCAAAGGUGUUCUUCUCUACGGGCCCCCAGGGACCGGGAAAACGUUACUUGCUCGAGCAGUUGCCCAUCACACAGACUGCCGAUUCAUCCGUGUUAGCGGCUCGGAACUUGUCCAGAAAUACAUUGGUGAAGGUAGCCGGAUGGUUCGUGAGCUUUUUGUCAUGGCUCGAGAACAUGCGCCCAGCAUCAUCUUCAUGGAUGAAAUCGACAGCAUUGGCUCUAGUCGGAUAGACUCUGCCGGGUCGGGUGAUUCAGAAGUCCAGCGCACAAUGCUAGAGUUGCUUAAUCAAUUGGACGGAUUUGAGCCGACGAAGAAUAUCAAAAUCAUCAUGGCGACAAACCGACUUGAUAUCUUGGAUCCGGCGUUGCUGCGUCCGGGAAGAAUUGAUAGGAAAAUCGAGUUCCCGCCGCCAUCUGUUGAAGCCCGCGCGGACAUUUUGCGAAUCCACUCCCGAUCGAUGAACCUGACUCGUGGAAUCAACCUCACAAAGAUUGCCGAAAAGAUGAACGGAUGCUCCGGGGCUGAACUCAAGGGUGUGUGUACGGAGGCGGGAAUGUACGCACUCCGAGAACGUCGGGUACAUGUCACUCAGGAGGACUUUGACUUGGCCACCGCCAAGAUCCUCAACAAGCAUGACGACAAGGAGGUUGCGGUCUCGAAGUUGUUCAAGUAG